Molecule: messenger RNA, 3594 nt
Organism: Malaya genurostris
Lineage: Eukaryota; Metazoa; Arthropoda; Insecta; Diptera; Culicidae
Product: glutamyl aminopeptidase-like
Exons: 6
Coding region: 371-3532 (1053 amino acids)
Biological process (GO): peptide catabolic process; proteolysis
Cellular component (GO): cytoplasm
Molecular function (GO): zinc ion binding; metalloaminopeptidase activity; peptide binding
Source: RefSeq, a predicted model, not a curated record
UCGUAGUAAGCAACCGGGCAAUCAUCGAUCAGUAUCGAGUUGGAGUCGGGCGCGAUAGUGCCGUAUUUCGUUUCUGGUAUCGGUGUGUUUGUUUCACGUGUAUUGUUUUGUGUGGCGGGCGCGUAAAUCGUGAGUAGUCGCGAAAACUAUCACCGAAAACGAUAGUUUGAUUUUUUGUCUCGGUUACAUCUUUUCUGUAGUGUAAGAUUUGUUUACAUCAAAACCAACGAAACCUAUUUUCCUAGUAGAUUUGAAAUUGUGAAACGAAUAAAUUGCGCGCGCUGUGUUACUCACUUCGUGGGAAUGAGUUACUACUACUGAAUGUGAGAGAACGACGUCCUAAUAUAUAGUGCCAAAAACUGUUGCCGUUAUGACAGUCAAACUACAAGCGAUGGGGCCACCCUCGAUUCGGCCACCGUCGCACAUUUCCAGCAACUCCCAACAGAGGAACUCAAUGAUGUCCUCCACCGCUUCACUGGAAGCGACCAGCGAGAGUAAACGACGCUCCAUACUCAUUCUCUCGCUGCUCGCUGCUUGUCUCUUUCUCUUUGUGCUGUGUCUCUGUUUGCUAACGGCUCUGGUGAUGGUCGGUAAAAAUCUGUCGGCACAGCACUCGCCACCGCUGCUUUCGGCGUAUCUUAAUCAGCUGUCAGCUGGCCGGCGACUGACAGAAACGAGUGCCAAAUCUGGCAAAAGCAUCGAUCACUUUAAUCGACCGGCAUUGUUCGACGAUAAGGGACCGUCUGAUAGAGCUAACGACGAGAGCAACCUAACUGCCAUUUUACUGCCCAAUUCGGUUUACUUUGGAGCAUCUGGUGGAAUGAAUAACGUGUUGAAAAUGGGCUCGAAAGUGAUUGAAAAACUAAGUUUUCGUUUGCCGCGUCAUGUGAAACCGCGCCACUACGAACUGUUGUUGCAGCCGGAUUUGGAACAGCAGAAGUUUUCCGGUCAAGUCGGAAUCGAUAUCACCGUCAGUGAGCCAACGAAUUACAUUGUGCUGCACAGUAAUCAGUUGACGAUUGGCGAUACACUGUUGAGUAAGGUGCUACCGGACCGAUCGUCGCAGUCGGUGAUGGUACGGCAGACUUACGCCUAUGAACCGCACCAGUACUGGGUGAUCGAAACAGACAACAUCGGGGUGGGUGAGUAUCGGCUCAGUAUGCAGUUUAGCGGAAGUUUGGCGAAUAAAAUCGUUGGCUUCUAUAGCAGCACCUACCGGGACAAGAGCAGUAAUGUUACCAGAAAAAUCGCCACCAGCAAGUUUGAACCGACCUUCGCCCGCCAAGCAUUUCCCUGCUUCGAUGAACCGCAGCUGAAAGCGACCUACGCCAUUAGCUUGGUGCAUCCGAAUACCGACAAAUACAUGGCGCUGUCCAACAUGGAUGUCAAUAAAGUCCUCGAAGACACCCCAUCCACAGGGUUCAGCACUACCGUGUUCAACCGGAGCGUUCCGAUGAGUACUUAUCUGGUGGCGUUCAUUGUCAGUGACUUCCGGUACAAGGAAAACCUCAUUACGCCAACGAUUGGAGAUCCAUUCGAGCUCCGAGUUUACGCCACACCGAUUCAGAUGAACAACAUAGAUUUUGCCCUGGACACAGCUACCGCGAUUAUUAAGCACUACAUCGAAUACUUCAAUAUUGAGUAUCCCCUGCCGAAGCUAGAUAUGGCAGCAAUUCCGGACUUUGUGUCGGGUGCCAUGGAAACCUGGGGGCUGGUGACUUAUCGGGAAACAAGCAUUCUGUUCAACCCAGUAACGAGCUCGACGGCAAAUAAACAGCGAGUGGCGGAGGUUAUUGCUCACGAGUUGGCGCACAUGUGGUUCGGAAAUUUGGUAACGAUGAAGUGGUGGAACGAGUUGUGGUUAAACGAAGGAUUUGCCAGCUACAUCGAGUACAAGGGAGUGCACAGUGCCUAUCCCGCCUGGGGGAUUAUGGAACAGUUUGCAAUCGAUAAUUUGCACGGUGUGCUAACGCUAGAUGCUACGCUCGGAUCACAUCCGAUCGUGGUGAAGGUCGAAACACCGAAUCAAAUAACGGAGAUAUUCGAUACGAUCACCUACUCCAAGGGGGCCUCGGUAAUUCGUAUGUUGGAAGACUUUGUUUCCGAACCCAUUUUCAAGAAAGGUGUAACAGCAUAUCUGAAAAAGCUCGAGUACGGUAACGGCGUAUCGAAUGAUUUAAUGGAAGAACUAGAUGCACUGUAUGAAGAUUCCACCGAAAAGACGGGAGCUACAGUUUCCACGGUGAUGGAUACAUUCACGAAGCAGAAAGGUUUUCCGGUCGUCACCGUGGUACAGACUGGCACUCAGUUCCGCCUGACGCAGUCGCGCUUCCUUGCCGAUUUGGAGGCGAAUGAAACCGAGAUCUCAGAGUUUGGUUACAAAUGGUACAUCCCUAUAACCUACAUCACUUCUGGCAAUCCAGAGCAGGUUAACCGUAAAUGGUUCCCCAACACGGUGGACCAUGUAGAUAUCGUUGAUGUCCCAGAGGGAACGAGUUGGAUAAAGCUGAAUCAUAAUCAGGUUGGCUACUACAGGGUAAACUACGCGGAUAGUGUCUGGAAUCAGUUUAGCAAAGCAUUGGUGGAUGAUGUAAACGCCUUCACCAUUGGAGAUCGCACCGGGUUGUUGAAUGAUGCGUUCGCUCUGGCUGACGCUUCCCUGCUACGGUACGAUGUAGCACUCGGGUUGACCAAAUUCCUAACUGACGAGCUUGAGUACGUUCCUUGGGCAACCGUUUCAAGCAAGAUGAAGAAUGUUCGGAAUUUGAUUUACGAUUUCGAUUCAUACAACGACAUACUGGCCUAUGUCCGUAAACUAGUUGAUAAAGCAUAUCGCACCGUUGGAUGGACUGUCGAAGGGGAAGAUCUUAUGAAGAAUCGUCUUCGAACUACUAUUUUGGAUCUCGCCUGUUCAUUCGGUCACGAAAAAUGUCUUACCGAAGCGUCGGAUCGAUUCCAAAAAUGGUUGAAUGCCGGCGAUGAAAUUCAUCCGGACGUGCGCUCUGUAGUAUACUACUACGGCGUACAGAAAGGCACCGCCGAGGACUGGCAAAAGGUGAAGACACGAUUCAGCGCGGAAACCGAUGCCAACGAGAAAACCAAACUGAUGAGUGCUUUGGCGGCAUUCCCCGAUGCUAGGGUUCUGGCUGACUUUCUCGAGGAAGCUUGGAACACGAACCUGGUUCGACAACAAGAUCAUCUUAGUUGCAUUCAGAGUGUUGCAGCCAACAAAGUUGGAGAAUCGGUAGCCUGGGAUCACGUCCGACAGAACUGGGACCGGUUGGUCGAACGAUUCACUCUUGGCGAGAGGAAUCUAGGUCGAAUGAUUCCUUCGAUUACGGGACGAUUCACGUCCAUGGUGAGACUGAUGGAAUUGGAAGACUUCUUCAGGCGUAAUCCGGAAUCCGGAGCUGGAGCGGCAGCUCGUGUACAGGCACUGGAAAAUGUUUCCAACAAUAUUAAGUGGCUCCAGAGGAACCAACAAAUCAUAGCUGACUGGUUGAAAACAGAAUCAGCAACAUCGCAACGAUGAUACGUAAAACAAAUUGGUUAUAUGUUGAACUGAUAAUUAAAUGUGAUAAGUUUAAACGUAAA